This is a messenger RNA of Aspergillus pseudonomiae, 1879 nucleotides long. RefSeq lists its product as uncharacterized. The transcript has 5 exons. Gene Ontology annotation, biological process: protein homooligomerization. The coding region runs from base 34 to 1362 and encodes 442 amino acids. NCBI's taxonomy places the organism in Eukaryota, Fungi, Ascomycota, Eurotiomycetes, Eurotiales, Aspergillaceae. The record is from RefSeq and is a predicted model, not a curated record.
AUCUCAGCGUAAAACCACAGCUACGAGACAGCUAUGAGCGACCGAUCCACAUCCACACCGCAGCCCGGUCCAUCUCCGUCGCAGCCACGACCGAAAUGCACGCUGCCCCCCGAGAAAGUCUUCUCAAUUCAAAUCGGAACCGAACUCUUCCGUGUCUCAGGAGCGUCGAUAGCCUCCGAUGCUCCGUCCUAUUUCUCCCAGUUCUUCGAGGAGCAGCUGCGCCAGACGCCCGACGGCUCGAAGAUCCGGACACUGUACAUUGAUCGCGAUCCGAACACAUUUAAAGCGAUCGCAAGGCAUCUACAGGGCUAUCAUAUUCGGCCCAAAGAUGGCACGGAGUUUGUACAAUUCUUCGCUGAUGCGCAGUUCUAUACUUUGCCCCGCCUUAUCUCCCAACUCUUCGAAUCCGAGAUCUUCAUUCAAAUCGGCGACAAGGAUUUCCAAAUCCCGCGCGACAUCUUCUCUAGUCCCGGCGACUCCCCAAACUUCUUCUCCCUAGGCUUCGGUGCCUUCUUUGCCUCCCCGACUGAGAUCUUCCCCGGACUCGAUCGUCACGGCCUUUUACGUCCCCCAGCCAUUAUCCCACCAAGUGUGCCGAAUCGAUCGGGAGAAGUUUUCGCGCAGCUCCUCCACCUCCUGCGCGGAUACCCAUUGGACAUCAAGAAUGAAACACACCGCGCCGAACUGCUACGCGAUUGUCGCUAUUUUCACCUACGCGGGUUAGAGCAAAAGUUGAUUCCACAUCAUAUCAGUUUCAACCCGAUCCGACAACGAUCGGAAAUCGUCGUCCGCCUGGAGGAUGUGCGCCGCUCAGGAGUUAGCGUUGCCCACCCCGCCUCAACCCCGUCCAGCGGCUGGGCCACGUACUCGCGCCCGUACGUCGAUGAGGAAACAUAUGACCUGAUUCUUGAGAUCGGUGACGAAACCACCAUCGUCGACCUUGAUACCAAGCACAUCGAAUUCCUAAACUCGACUAAGGCGCGCUUCUCCAGCUUGCUGCAGGUCGUAACGGGAAAGGUAAACCUCCCAGGCCUGUCGGAAGGUCAAUCCACCUCGCCCAGUGUUAAGGUGUGUGUCGAACGAGACACGGACUUGACCAUCGACGGACAGGUCCGGUGUCUAGAAGCCUUCGCACAAGGAUCCGAACAGGCAGAUCCGUCGCAACCUGCAGCUAAGCGCAGACGAGUGGAAGAGCCAUCAAAAGAGGGCGGACGGCAUAUCGUCCGGAAUGGUCAUUGGCGUCUAGGUUUCCGCCCGAAUGCCACCGGCGACAGACUCGAGUUCAUCCUGGCAGCGGUGAAACUGGAUGCAUAUACAGAGCAGCGGAGUCGGAAUCAUACACGGGCGUUUCUGGGGUCUUAGUACUGAUAUCCUUGAACCAACAUGCGCAUUGUCCUCUGUUCCCACCCCGCCCACUGUUAUACAUUUACUAUAUCAUGUCCGAUGAAGAGUAAGAGUGAUUAUCAAACACAAAACACAUACCCCCCAACCUACCCCCAGAAGAGAACACAAGAAACAAGCAAACCUAAGCACUAUACUCCACCAACCCCUUCAGAAUCAACAAUCCCUCCUCCGCAUCCUCGUUAUUCCCCGGCUUCAAUCCAUAGCUGAGGAGGAAGUUCGUCCACCCGCCGUAGGACUUGACGAUGGCUCGUUCGGGAGGCGUGAGAGGUGGUUCUGGGGGUUUCUUUGAUGGGGGAUGGACGAACGCAGACUGUCAGUUGAGGGCAUUUUGGUGGGUUGGUUGGUUUGGGUCGGUAUAGUUGGGUUGAGUUGGUGAGGUGAGGAUGUUGUUUGUUGUUUGGUGGAUUAGUAUGAGGGCUGAGGUCUUGUCUUGGUUGGGAUGUGGUAGGCCAUGUGCACACAGCGCAAACAUUUA